Vitis riparia (riverbank grape) is the source of this 1719-nucleotide messenger RNA. RefSeq names its product aspartic proteinase-like protein 2. Lineage: Eukaryota; Viridiplantae; Streptophyta; Magnoliopsida; Vitales; Vitaceae. Gene Ontology annotation, molecular function: aspartic-type endopeptidase activity. The coding region runs from base 120 to 1628 and encodes 502 amino acids. The transcript is spliced from 10 exons. Gene Ontology annotation, biological process: proteolysis. The record is from RefSeq and is a predicted model, not a curated record.
GAAAGAAUUUUCCCAUUAGGAAUUUGAUAGUAGUCCUUGCCUCCUUGGAGGAGCCAAACGCAGCUUUCCCAUAAGCUCCCAGGUCUACGCAUAUGUCAAUUGGAGAUUGAGAGAGAGCCAUGUCCAAAGGGCCCAAAGCCAUCAUGCUCAUCAUCAGACCUCCCUGCCUCUUCGCUCCGUCACCUCUGCUUCGAAUCCUAUUAUUAUUACCAUUAUUCCUCAUCAUCUCCAUCACUGUUACGACUCCUGUUUCUGCAAAUCACGGCUUUUUCAGUCUCAAGUACAAAUUCGCAGGCCAGAAACGGUCUCUCGCCGCCCUCAAAGCUCACGACAACAGCCGCCAGCUUCGGAUUCUUGCUGGCGUCGACCUCCCCCUCGGCGGCACCGGCCGUCCCGAAGCCGUCGGGCUUUACUAUGCUAAAAUUGGGAUUGGAACACCGGCAAGGGACUACUAUGUACAAGUAGAUACAGGAAGUGACAUUAUGUGGGUUAAUUGUAUUCAGUGCAAUGAAUGUCCCAAGAAAAGCUCUCUUGGUAUGGAACUCACAUUAUAUGAUAUAAAGGAGUCACUCACUGGAAAAUUGGUUUCUUGUGAUCAAGAUUUUUGCUACGCAAUCAAUGGUGGCCCUCCAUCUUAUUGCAUAGCUAAUAUGUCCUGUUCUUAUACUGAGAUAUAUGCAGAUGGGAGCUCCUCUUUUGGAUACUUUGUAAGGGAUAUUGUACAGUAUGAUCAGGUAUCUGGAGAUCUCGAAACUACAUCGGCAAAUGGCAGUGUUAUAUUUGGGUGUAGUGCUACACAAUCUGGGGAUUUAAGUUCUGAGGAAGCUCUUGAUGGGAUACUUGGUUUUGGGAAGUCAAAUACGUCUAUGAUUUCACAAUUAGCUUCUUCUGGAAAAGUGAGAAAGAUGUUUGCACACUGCUUAGAUGGUUUAAAUGGAGGUGGGAUUUUUGCUAUUGGGCAUAUUGUGCAGCCAAAAGUUAACACAACUCCAUUGGUACCAAACCAGACACAUUACAAUGUCAAUAUGAAGGCAGUUGAAGUUGGUGGUUAUUUUCUAAAUCUUCCAACAGAUGUAUUUGAUGUGGGAGACAAGAAAGGAACAAUCAUUGAUAGUGGUACAACCUUGGCUUAUCUCCCAGAGGUGGUUUAUGAUCAGUUAUUGAGUAAGAUAUUUUCUUGGCAGUCUGAUUUGAAAGUACAUACCAUUCAUGACCAGUUUACGUGCUUUCAGUACUCUGGAAGUUUGGAUGAUGGAUUUCCGGCUGUCACUUUUCAUUUUGAAAAUUCACUUUACUUGAAGGUUCAUCCCCAUGAAUAUCUAUUCUCAUAUGAUGGUUUAUGGUGCAUUGGUUGGCAAAACAGUGGGAUGCAAUCCAGGGAUAGAAGGAAUAUCACCCUUUUAGGAGAUUUAGCACUUUCAAAUAAGCUAGUCUUGUAUGAUCUAGAAAAUCAGGUCAUUGGAUGGACCGAAUAUAACUGUUCUUCAAGCAUUAAAGUGGUGGAUGAACAGAGUGGAACAGUACAUUUAGUAGGUUCUCAUUAUAUUUCUUCUGCUUGCAGUCUGAGUACAAGAAGCGCUAUAAUCAUGUUGUUGCUAACAACUAUGUUGUACACUUUAGUUUACUAACUGCUACAGUUAAUGUGGAAUACAAAUAGUCAAUAAUUAAUAUAAUUCAUAUUGAAUGGUAAAAAGAAAUUCAUGAAAAUAGUUGAUAAAA